AUGCACUUACCAUACAAACACAGUACUCUGCACCAUAUCAGGACGACUCCAGGACCUCCAGUAGCCAGCAAGCUUCGACGCCUGGAUCCACUUCGCAUGCAAGCUGCGAAGCAAGAGUUCUCAGACAUGCUCGCCAGUGGCACAGCUAGACCAUCGGAAAGCGCUUGGUCUUCUCCCCUUCACAUGGUAAAGAAAAAAGACGAUAGUUGGAGGCCACGUGGAGACUACAGAGCACUGAACUAUAGAACUAUACCUGAUCGAUAUCCCAUCCGUCAUAUCCACGACUUCUCGUAUCAACUCGCGGGCUGUUCUGUCUUUUCUACCAUCGACUUUGUUAAGGCGUACAAUCAGAUUGCUGUCAAUCCAGAUGACAUUAUGAAAACGGCGAUCAUGACUCCAUUUGGAUUAUACGAAUUUCCGUUCAUGAAUUACGGUUUAAGAAACGCAGCACAGACCUUCCAGAGGUUCAUUGACGAGGUGUUGCUAGGACUCGACUUCUGCUACGGAUAUAUAGAUGAUAUCUUGGUAUUUUCGGCAUCCAUCCAAGAGCACAAGAACCAUCUGCGGCAACUCUUUGAACGCCUAAAUCAGUACAGCGUCGUGGUAAACACUGCCAAGUGUAUACUUGGCCAGCCAGAAGUCACGUUCCUGGGAUACCACGUGUCAGCUGCAGGUACAAAACCACUUGAGUCUAAACUCGAAACUAUCAGGCAAUACCCCGUUCCGAAAACGGUCAAAGCGCUAAGACGUUUCAUAGGCAUGCUAAACUUCUACCGUCGCUUUGUUCCCAACGCAGCCCAACUUCAAGCAUCGCUGAAUGAGGUUUUCAGUGGCUCAAAAAUCAAAGAGUCUCAUCCGAUAGUCAUGACUCCGCAAUUACUUCGAGCCUUCGAAGACUGUAAGGAAUCACUAUCUCAAGCAACUCUUCUCGCUCAUCCAGACCCAGCUGCAGAACUAGCAAUAGUGACAGAUGCGUCUGAAACUGCCAUAGGCGCCGUGCUUCAACAACGGAAAGGUAAGGAUUGGGUACCACUUGCUUUUUAA
This is a messenger RNA of Parnassius mnemosyne (clouded apollo), 1044 nucleotides long. NCBI's taxonomy places the organism in Eukaryota, Metazoa, Arthropoda, Insecta, Lepidoptera, Papilionidae. The record is from the annotation of a GenBank genome assembly.